AUGUUCAUCGAGCUUGUGACUGUCAUGGCGCCCGUGAUUUGGAGGUGCGGAGAUCCUCUGUUGAGGCCAAGACUGUUUUUCAUCAAAGCAGAAACUCUGUUCUGCUAUGUUGUCGAGUUGUGGUCGCUCUGGUUUGCGGUUUGCCUUUGGACGGUCGACGACUACAUUUGUACGCGUCCGUUCCAUUUGUCCAUGCUCAUCUUUGUGAAGUGGUUCCAGUUCAUGCUGUCAUGCCUGAAUUUUUCGUUUUUGAUCGAGCACCUGCUGCCUGCAUGGGUAGCAAUGACCAGCCGCCAGUCGAUCUUAUUUUUAGCCUACCUCGUCCUGACGGCCGCGGGGACUUCGAUGGCGUACUACGCAUUGCCAAUCGAAGAAGCAUCAGAAGACAACGGCCCUGUUUGGGAGUGGAUCUCCGCCUUCGUACUGACAUUCCGCCUGGAUUUCCUUGCCGAUUUUGACGACAAAGAUUUAGAAGGUGUGCAUCAGAUGGUCAACUCAACAAAUCAUCAAAUUGAAGACGUGGCGAACCCGCAGGCUGCAUCCUUCCACUGGGUCUUGAAGGUCUUUACUCUCGCCUGUGGCCUCUUUUUUCCCGUCAUAGCUCUGAACUUGUACGUUGGUCUGCUUGGGGUGGUAUACGAGGAUGCCCUCAAGCACGAUUGCCACCUCAAGGGCACUUUCCAGAUGAACUCAAGCAGCAGGCUUCUGGUCCAGCGCCAUUUCUGGAGGAAGGUGUGCUGCGGAAUCUUCGACAGGUGCGGGGGCAUCUUCAGCCUGACCUACUUCGAGAGAUUCAGCCGCGCCUGCAUAGAGAGAGGGGGCGAAGAGCACGAGGGCUUCUGGAUCGUCGUUCCAGAGGAGUCGCUGGACGAGAUGUACCAGGAGGGCGAGGAGGACCUGCCCGCCGCGCACGCGGGGGAGCCGCCCUCGAGGCCCUCUCUGCGAUACUCCAGGAGUGUCAUUCCGUCCGCUGGGUUGCGGCGUAGAUCCAGCAGGGCUGCUUGGGAGCCAAGGGAAGCGUCCAUUGAGGCAAGGCAGGCCGCCGAGAACAUGCAAGAGAUGAGAGACAUGCUCGAGAAAAUCAGCACCAGGCUCGACGCACUGAACGUUUCAAGGAUCGAGGAAGGGCUCGAAGAGCUGAGAUCAGACGUCAAGGAACUAAGAGGGGCAAUCGACGAGGCGAGCAGCCAGCCUAAGAAGGCUUCUGCGCUGUGUUUUAGAGGCGGCGCGGUUUCUGCUUGA
Messenger RNA from Prorocentrum cordatum, 1242 nucleotides. The record is from the annotation of a GenBank genome assembly. NCBI's taxonomy places the organism in Eukaryota, Dinophyceae, Prorocentrales, Prorocentraceae.